Carya illinoinensis is the source of this 2029-nucleotide messenger RNA. RefSeq lists its product as uncharacterized. Lineage: Eukaryota; Viridiplantae; Streptophyta; Magnoliopsida; Fagales; Juglandaceae. The record is from RefSeq and is a predicted model, not a curated record. Bases 50 to 679 code for a protein of 209 amino acids. The transcript has a single exon.
UGGACACCCCCGAUCAAGCAAUUCUGACUUUACAGUAUCAAUCACAAAAAUGGCUUCCUCUAAGCUCGGAAGCUCAUGUUCCUUCUCCAGUCUUCUACUUUCCUGCUUGAAUUUCACACUGUUCAUCCUCUCUGCAGCCUCUCUUGCUCCCAUAAUACUCCUCAGGUUGCCUCCGACUUCGAUGGGAAUGGCAUUACUCAUGGUCUCUUGCAUCUCAAUGCUCUCCUCCUUUGCGGGCUUCUAUUCUCAGCUCUCCCACUUUUGUUUCACAACCCACAUCUCACUUCUGCUGGCUUCAGUUAUCGGCCAAUUACUCAGUAUUUUGGCCUUAUUUACAAAAGAAAGAUCCAGCCUUUCCUCGCUCAAGUCGACAAGGGACCCCAGAGAGGCAAAGCUUUUGGUGAGGCUCGAAUGUGGGGUUUUGAUGGGAAUGUUCUUGAUGCAGUUGGUUGUGUUGGUGUUGAGCUGUGCAGUACACAGCUGUUGGGUGAGAGAAUACGAGGGACUGGAGGCAGAGAGAGAGGCAACAGCAAGGAAGAGAAGUAAGAGGAUUGCGAAAGUGCAGGAGGAAUCCAUGGUCAAUUUAGCAAAAAUUGCAGAGGUUAGAGCAAACGAGUUGGAUGAGAAAAUGAAGAACAAGUAUCAUGUGCAGUGGGUUAAGACUGAUUUUGAAGGCUAAAAUCAUGUCCUAGCUGGAUCGUAUAAAUGUGAGUUUUCUGUCCAUUUUUUUGUGUUUCUGGGGAUCACUAUUGGUGUGGCCAAUUUGAGUAUGUGUUAGUGGGGAUGCAACAGCUAGGGGGGCUGUUCUUUUGGGAUGUGAGGGCUGUGUACCAGUUAUGUACUAUUGUGUCUAUUGCCUCAUAGUUUUAACAUUUCUCUGUUCAUUGCACUCUAUUCCUAACCCCAAAUCUUCUAUUCUUUAUUAGUUGAAGUUCUGACCAAUUGGCAGAAGAGAAUAAUGAAUAUAAAUUAGAUGGUCCAAUGCACAUUAAAUAUUCGAUCCAAAACUGUCCAAAAAUCUUGAACAUGUAAUUAAACGUUGUAGAGUCCACAUGAUGUAUCUAUUUUUCUCUACAUUUGAACUCAAUUUGAUCGGAUAGAUUUCUGCUCGAGUUUAUAUUAAGCAAAAGAAAAAGUUCUCACGUGAAUUGAAGCUGAACACUUUCAAGUUUUGUCUGCCCACCACCCUCGCCAGUUGGGCCACUUCCUUAUCCCAAUUCAUACGGUAAGGAUUGAAAAGAAGGCCCAAAUCCCGUUAUAUUGAUGCAACCGAAGAAGUUGUACCAGAUGAAGAAGAAGAGGAUGGAUAUCUGUUAUGCAACUACAUGCGACACACAAUUACAUCAUAAGGAAAGAUGGAAUUCUGGAGUCUGAAGCCAAUGAACGGAAAUUCAAAGUUUUGAAGAAGCUAAUGGAGGGAAUGAAAAAGGCAACAACUCUGGAAUUAGGGGUCGCUGGGUGUCUGUCUCCAUCACAUUCCUAGCUCUCAGAGGACAAUCUGAGUGCACAUAAAACUUGGUUUCUGCAUGAAUGAGAGAAAUCAUUACUAAAAGGUGAAAUAGGUUUGCGAUAGCUGUAUUUAUGUUAUAAAUGGUGCUAGAUAUGGUAAGGUGCUGGUGUAACCAUUCAACACAACCUUCGUGUCCAAAACUAAAAUCCCACAUCGAUGAAAAGCAACAAAUUUCCAUACUUUAUAUAGCCACAUAGAGGCAGAGUGGAUUGCCGGGCUUGGUAACGCGAGCCUGCAACCCGAGUGGGGGCACCAAAGUGAUGGGACGCUCGCAUAUUCUACCGGGUUGGGCUCCAGUGGCUUCUAACUGGCCUGCCCGUUCCAAGCCAAGAGUUGAGUCAGGUGGCUUGGGCUAAGGCCCUCGGGUCACGUGGUUCCUAGAGUUGGAGGGCACAGCGUGAGGCUGGUUUCACAGAGCAGCGACUACCUCCCGCUCCUGGCAGUGGAAGGACAACGGGCUAGUGCCGCUCGGACCCAUCAAAGACCCGGUGGAUUUGAUCCUGCUGGACCAUCACUUUU